GAAAUAAAACCAUUUUAUACUUUAUUACAGAGCUCGUUUUAUCAGCCGACAGAAGAAAGGCAUAAAAUUUUAAUGGUAGACAAUGGUUUCCAUUCAGAUUUGUAUGCCGUACAAAGCCACAUAAAACUUCGAGGUUAUGAUCCGAAAGAAAGCAUAAUUUUUUUAAAGCCAGGCUGUGUUGUCGGUUUUGAUCUCGCACAUGCAGUCGGAAAUGUCAAACUCCAGCUUCACGAAUGGGAAGUAGACUUUGCUUUAUGGUGCACAUAUAAGUAUUUGAAUUCUGGUGCAGGAAGUAUGGGUUGCAUAUACGUGCAUGAACGUCACACAAAUGGCUACAAUGAAAUUAUACCGAUGAUGCAAGGUUGGUGGGGAGUUAGUAAUGCAGAAAAAUUUUCGCUUCAAAGAGAAUUUAUACCAGCGGACGGAGCGGAUAGGUUCAAAAUAAGCAAUCCAUCUCCAUUUCUAAGUGCUAUGGUCUUAGUGAAUUUAGAGGUGUUCAGAGAAGCAGGAAUUGAGAGACUUCAAGAAAAACAAAAGCUCCUGACAGGGUAUUUGGAAUACCUACUAAAGAAGCAUUUCCCGCCAUCGAAUGGCAUUGAAAGUGGGAAGCCACACAUUCAAGUUAUCACUCCCAGUAACCCAAAGCGCCGAGGCUGCCAAAUUAGUAUCAUGUCAUCUCGUCCAAUAACUGAAAUAGAUGAACGUUUGAAGGCGAAGGGAAUUGUCUGUGAUAUGCGAAAACCUUCAGUCCUGAGAGUGACCCCAGCUCCUUUAUAUAACUCAUUCACUGAAGUUUACAAAUUUGUUCAUAUCUUGGAAGAAGUAGUAGAUGAAAUAUCGUGGCAGAAUGGACAACAGAAUUGAAAGAAUUAAGAAGGAAAAAGGAAUAACACAUAUACUAGAACUUGAAAGGUUUAUGAAGAAAAAUUGCUCUAAGCGAUGGAAUCUUUCUAAUGGUUUUCUGGUUUUCAUUUGUUCACUUUAGAUGUUAACGGUGGUUUGGGAUUUCUUUUGUGUUUUAUUUAUUCAAAUUAAUGUGUGUGUGUAUGUAUGUGUGUGGAGUGGGUUUGUAUAUAUAGAGAGAGACACAAAGAGAGAGCAUAAUAAGAUGCUAGAGAAAAUAUUAUACAUAAUAAAAGUUUGUUUCAAAAGAUAAUGUGUAUAUAUUUAAGUAUUUUUACACAGUAUUUUAGAAAAGUUUCAGGAAUGAAUGAAAUAUAUAUUUAUACAACACUUACAACUAUUUCUUAGGGUCACCUAUAAAUAAUAAUUCUUGGAAAAUAAUACUAAUUAGAAAGUGUGUAUCCUUUCCCUGCAGAAUGGCUUCUGGCUUCCCUACAUGGCAAUGACUUAUGUAGUCCUCUACUGAAAUGCUGCUCAAGAUCUUCAUCACAUUCUCCUGGAUUGCAUCAACAUCUUCAAAAAAUCAGUUUUUAAGGCCUGUUUUAUUCAACAAAAAAGCAAAAUAUCAUUAAGGAAAAGACUAGGGAAAUUAAAUACUCUUUCAUGAUGGUGGCUGUAUGAUAAGGACUAUUGUUUUGAAACAAGUAUAUUGCAGUCUCAUAAAUCUGUUUUCACACUUCAAAUUCAUAGUGCUAACCUCUAUAUUGUUUUCAAGUAAAAGGUUUUAUUAACAAUUUGUCUAAUAGACAUUAAUUAGUUCUUUAUGACUAAUGCCUUUUAAGAUAGGCAAUGAUUAACAUGCACUUAAUCUAGGAUGGAUUCAUUUGUGCUUUCUCUCUUCAUAGGGUAGGAAGAUGUUUGCCAUCUGGCACUCUGUUUCAGGAACAUGGUGAUGGCACAAAUUGGCCAUCUUUGGCCAUUGCAAAGUGACCAAAAAAAGUGACAUUAUGUGCCUUUUCUAAUACACUCAGUGAGAUACUAUGACAUAUUGAUUUUUGCCUGUUAAUUAAAACAUGAGUAUGAACCCUAAAAACAAUUUUCUUAUCUGUAAAUCCUAGUUAAUACGAGGGCUAUCCAGAAAGUAGAUUACGUUUUGGAAUAAAAAAAUAAACAAAGUAUAGGAAACAAAUUUUAUUAUAUACAGAUGAA
Molecule: messenger RNA, 2052 nt
Organism: Stegodyphus dumicola
Lineage: Eukaryota; Metazoa; Arthropoda; Arachnida; Araneae; Eresidae
Product: kynureninase-like
Biological process (GO): NAD+ biosynthetic process
Cellular component (GO): cytoplasm
Molecular function (GO): pyridoxal phosphate binding; kynureninase activity
Source: RefSeq, a predicted model, not a curated record